This is a messenger RNA of Caenorhabditis sp. 36 PRJEB53466, 1054 nucleotides long. NCBI's taxonomy places the organism in Eukaryota, Metazoa, Nematoda, Chromadorea, Rhabditida, Rhabditidae. The record is from the annotation of a GenBank genome assembly.
AUGCAUCUAUCGGCACGUCUUCUCAGCUCGACGGCUCCAAAAUGGGACAUUUUCGCGUCGGUGGUGCUCGCGAGGCCGCCCGUCGUCGCGCCGCCCAUGUCCGACGUCGAACAGCGAUUCCACCGACUUCAGAAGGCCGAAGAGCAAGAAAAGAGUCUCAUGUGCAAUUACGAGCUCAAAACUAAACAGGACCAAAAGUAAUUUUGAUUGCCCCUCUAAAAUGCGAGAACAAUCGUACAAUUUUCACAAGUCGCUAACAGUAAGACUGUGAAAAGGUGGAAACGGAAAAACUUUUGUUUUCACAAAAAAAGGAUCGGAGAGAGCAGAAAAAUGACACGCGAGAGCGCCGUUUGUCAAACGAGCCAUUUGACAAAAUGCAUGCAUGCGCCAAACAAAAUUUCGGCAAUUUCAGAAUGCUGGCGCGACGUGAGCAACUGCUGAGCGAAGGAAAAGAGCUCUCGGAGCUCGACGAGGAGAUCGGAGUGACGAAUGCGGUGCGGGAGGACGAGUGGAAGCGGAAGGCGGCGGAGCUCGAGCAAAAGUACAAAUUCUCGAGCAACUCGACGACGUCGGACCCGAAAAGCGCCGAACGGCUGCUCGACCGCAAGAUUGUGCUCAUUGUGAAACAGAAAUUGGGCGAGAAGAAGUACGCGUCGCCGUGGAUUCUGCCGCAGAUGAAACAUCGCCAAGGCGAGACCCUCAGACAGGUAAGAAAUAAUGCGCCUCUCUUAAAAAAUCAUCUACUUUUUUGCAGACAGCCGAACGAUGCAUCGGCGAAAUUUCGGCGGGAAAUUUGGGAGCGUCGAUCAGCGGAAACGCCCCGUUCGCAGUGUUCACGCACAAAUAUCCGUCGCCGAUCGCCCAGAAAACGGGCGCCUCGGGAGCGAAAAUCUUCUUUUAUACUGCCAAUUUAUCGUCGACGUCGUCGAAAGAGGAAUUCCGAGCGAACGAGGACGACGUCGCCGAUUUCCAGUGGGUGUGCCGCGAGGAAUUCUGGAGGACCGUGCCCGGAACCGACUACAAAAAGGCCGCUCGUUUCGCGUUUUUGGAAUAA